UGUCAUAAUGAUUUAAUUGUAAGAUAGUGAUUUAAAAAUCACAGUUAUUUUAAAUCGCACUUAUCACUAUAAAAAUAAAUAAUGACCUCGAUAAACUGAAGUGUUUCAUAUUUUUUAUACUUAAUUAUUUUUAAAACCUUUUAUAUUUGUUUGCUUUAUCAGUUUAUUCUAGUUUAAUUUAAGGUUAUAUUCCUACAAUAAUGAUUUGUAAAUACUGUGAAUUUAAAACGUAAAAAAUAAUAUUUGUGAUGACGAUUUUCGUCAGUAAUAUUCGGCGAGAAGCAGGAAGAAUUUUAUUUUAUUUAAGGACAUCAACAAAUAAUUCAAUAAAAUUGUCUAUUAUGAGACAUCAGUCAACGAGUUUCUUACCAAAACGUGUUCUUAUUGUCACAAAAGUAUCAAGAUUUAAAUUUGAACGGUUACGAGAACCAGAUAUUGAUGAAUCACUAUUUAAAUUACGUUUACUACAACGAGGAUCUAAUUAUGAUUCGAUGUUAGCAAAUCAUGAGAAAAAUAAAAUCGUUGAGAGAAAACUCGUGGAUACUUUAGAAAAAAAUCAAAUUGAAUAUAAAAUAACAAAUAGAUUUACUAUUGAACAGGCGCACUUUGAUUGGGCUGAGCUGAUUAUAGCAGUUGGUGGUGAUGGAACAUUUUUACUUGGUGCUAAUCUUAUUAUUGACAAUAAAAAACCAAUUUUCGGAAUAAAUUCCGAUCCAGAUUCAUCAGAAGGAUAUUUGAUGCUGGAUCGACGUUACACUAAUGAUAUUCCAAAGAUUUUUAAACUAUUGAACGCGGGUGACUAUGAAUUCGUCAUGAGAACUAGGAUUAGAGUUACGAUUCAAGGAGAAAAAAAUCAAAUUUGGCAACCGACAUUUCAUAUGCAUGAAAAAAAUCAUAUUGUUGGUCAGAGUAACUGUCAAGUUAAUAGCAAUCAAGUUUUAGAUUCGGACAGUCAAGUAUCUGACCAACGAAAAUUACCUUGGCUGGCAUUAAAUGAAGUAUUUAUAGGUGAAGCAUUAUCAGCUAAAACAAGUUUGCUGGAAAUCCGUAUAGAUGAUGAAGAAAACUAUCACAAAUUUAAGAGUUCUGGAAUUUGUGUAAGUACCGGAACAGGUUCGAGUGCGUGGUAUAAAGCAAUAAAUAGUUUGACACCACAAACUGUUAAAGAAAUUUUAAAUGUUGCAUCGCCAACUAAUAAAUAUACUGACAAAGAAAUUGAUAAAAUUUCUAGCGAUUACAAUAAUAGUCUUCAAUUUUUAUCAGAUGACGUGCGAAUGAGUUACGCUAUUAGAGAUAUUAUUUUAAAUGACAUAUGGCCAUUGCCAAAAACAAUAAAACCUCGUGCAUUCUGUAAUCGCUUAACAAUAAGAUCACAGUGUUAUGAUGCAGGGUUGGUGUUAGACGGUGGUAUAGGUGUACCAUUCAAUAUUGGCUCGAUUGCCAUUCUCGAGACACAUCCAGACGAUGCGCUUAGAACAAUUAAAUUACCAAAUUAAAUAAUUUAUUUAUAAUUAAAUCAAACAAAAAAAAUUUAUCGACAUAAAUCGUAGGGAACUUGAUUUUUAUAAAACUCAAGAAUUGUUAUCGGUGAAAUCAGACGUUUCAACGUUCAAUUGUGAUUUUAUUAGGAAACAUUAGAUAGCAAUACAAAAAAAAAAAAAAAAUGAAUAAAUAGAACGAUUAACGACAAUAGUAAAUUACAUUUUUAUAAUAAAAGGUAACGAUGUCGAAAAAUUGUGAUAUCUUGAUCUAAUAAUUCUAUUAACGAUAAAAUGACUUGCAAUCAUGGAAAAUAAUAAUUUAUUUUUUUCAACCGUCGAUCAAGUCACAAUAAAUUGACAAAAAUCAAAUUCUUGAGUUUUAUUAAAAUCAAAAUUAUUUACGAUUUUUUUUUUUAUUACAAAACAUAAAUAUUAUUACGUAAUGAACAAAAA
This is a messenger RNA of Microplitis mediator, 1934 nucleotides long. It is a transcript of the gene Nadk2, whose product is annotated as NAD kinase 2, mitochondrial. Gene Ontology annotation, biological process: NADP+ biosynthetic process; NAD+ metabolic process. The transcript is spliced from 5 exons. Gene Ontology annotation, molecular function: NAD+ kinase activity. Gene Ontology annotation, cellular component: mitochondrion. The record is from RefSeq and is a predicted model, not a curated record. NCBI's taxonomy places the organism in Eukaryota, Metazoa, Arthropoda, Insecta, Hymenoptera, Braconidae. The coding region runs from base 249 to 1496 and encodes 415 amino acids.